AUAAUAAUAAAAAUAAUAGCAUUUAUUUCAACAAAGUCAAAGGCAACAAGUACAUGUUCCAUAAUCAACAUUGAGCAGAAUAAAUAUUAAUGAACACAAUAUGAUGUUGAUCCAAGUCUUCCCUGAACAACACUGUAAAACAUUUUUAUCAUUGCAAUGAAUGAUGAGUAAUCUUUUCUGACGAGUUGCUCUUUUAAAAUGGAAGUACCCAAUAUUCAUUACACAUUAGCUUUUCACAUCAUGUACAGAUAAAUUAUCAUUUACACCUGUUGACAUGGAAUAAAUUCCUCUUCAAUAUAUUCUUAAUCAAUACACUGUUCUUAUAAAAAGCAUAAAUGAAUAUUAAUUUAAAUACUUCUUGUGAGUACAUUCCUAAGGGCACUUUUCCCAUCCUUGACUAGCUUGUACUACUUUUCUUUCCUCUCCACUGACUACAUUUCCUAUUACACCUUAGUCCUCUCUUGAUUGAGGUGCAGGCAAAAUUAUUCUAAUUGAAUUGUCCAUUAUAUAAUCAACCAUAUGAUCUAUAGGUCUAAAUAUAAUUGGUAUACAUGAUAAACCAAUAGCUGUAGUGAUCCACUUUCGGGUAAUCGACGGCAUUUUAGUCAUUCGUGCAAGUGCAUAAUUAGAACAAGCACAAACUCUAUUUAUGGUGUAACCAGGAACAAUUACAGAUGCAAAUGCCUGCCAAAUUAGUGUAUCAGCUGCAACUGACAUCACUGCUGUGUUGCGAUUGGCUUCCGUUUUGUAAGGAACCGCACUAGCUUUGCUUGCUUUGUCAUAGGUGUCUGCAAGAACAUAAGCACUGGAUAUUCCGUAAGUAAGACGUACCCAGUUAACAUGAACGAGUGAACGAAAUGCUUCUCCCACUUCAUUGGCAUAUCCCAAUAAACGAACUGGAGUAUCUCUAAAUAAAUCAACACCGUUGUCUCCCAUGAUUAUUUCACUUCAUUCGUCCAAAAGAAGUAAUGUUCAUCAACUAUCCAUCUUCGAGUUUGGUGGAAUGAGAUAAUUUUGCUGCCCGGAACAAAAAUCGGAGGAAUAGCGUAGCGAAGGCAACUACAAAGCGCAGAGCGUAUUUGUACAUACCAGAGAGUAUUAUAUACUUUGAUUAAAAUUUCACUUAUUCCACGUGCAUUAUUGUCAUUAUCAAGUAUUAUUAAUAACACAAGACGCAUCAGUACGUCACAGUACACACACUAUUAGCGUGUUUGCUGAGAACAUCGAUUUUCCACAGUGCAAUGUUAACCUAUUUUGAACCGUUAAUUCCUUUUUACAACUUCAUAAAAAAUAUCCCAAAUAAAUGCUACGCUCGACCCAUUCAUCUAAUGAUAAUGAGAAAAUAAUACACGAGUAGAGCCUGUCAUAAUCUUGUACUUACGACCUUGGUCGUUCGGAUUAUGUGCUGAUAAUACCGUAGACUUACUUAGUAACCGAUAAUUUAGUUCAUUACAUCCAAGUGUGGUAAGUGGCCCAGUUGUCCUCCCACACGAUUGCCCUAUUACAUCUAUUUAUAGGAGAAAUGCGUGAACUCCAUGUGCAAACCCCCUUGAUAAAAAGUGACUAUUUCAGUUCAUUUUUAGAACAUAAUGUUUACUUGAAAAUGGAAUCCAGCCAAGUAUCUGGAUCUUUCAAAAUACGAGGCAUUGGUAAUCUUUCCGCAAAGUGUGUUGAAAACGGAUGUAAAACACUCAUUGGAUGUUCUGGAGGUAAUGCUGGAAUUGCUGUAGCUCAUGCUGCAAAGCUGCUGAAUGUUUCAGCCACAGUGUUUGUUCCUGAAACAACUUCCCAAAGAUCAAUUGCGCUAAUGAAAUCACAAGGAUCACAAGUAAUUGUGAAGGGAGCAAAUUACAACAAAGCUUUAGAAGAAGCAAUUCAAGAGAGUAAGAAACCUGGUAAUGCUUUAAUUGAUGCUUAUGAUCAUCCUGAUAUUUGGGAAGGCCAUUCAACAAUUAUAUCUGAAAUUCAGGAACAGUUAAAUGAAAAACCAAGCAUUGUAAUUGUACCAGUUGGAGGAGGUGGUUUGCUUCUUGGCAUUUUACAGGGCCUGGAGAAUGCAGGUUGGACAGAUGUACCUGUCCUUGCAAUGGAAACAUUAGGUGCACAUUGUUUCAAUAUGUCUGUGAAAGCUGGAAAAGUGAUUCCUCUUGAGAACAUCACCAGCAUAGCUACAACUCUUGGUGCAAGAACAGUACCACAACAGCUAAUAGAUAGUCUAGCCAAAUUUAAAAUAAUAUCUGAAGUGGUAACAGAUGCUCAAGCAGUAAGCAGCUGCUUGCACUUUGCAGCCAAUGAGAACACAGUAGUCGAACCGUCAUGUGGAGCAGCUCUAGCUUCAGUCUACUGCAAAGUAUUACAAACACUUAUCAAAGACGAAAGGGUUCAUUUGACAGAUGGUCCAGCAAUUGUCAUUGUUAGUGGGGGCAGUGGUGUAACUUUGAAUAUGUUGCGAACAUGGGCCAAUGAAAUGAAUGUAUGAAAGGAGAAUAAAACAAUUUGAGAAUGAUGAGUAAAAUUGUUCUAUUGUCUUGAUGAAUGAAUACAAUAUUAAAGAAUUGCAAUGAAAUAUCUUAACACAAUGUUUCAGACACAUAUUCUAGAAUCUUAUCAACACUUUUAAAACCAUAGUUUUACUUAUUUCAGCAUUACACUAGUGCUCUUUUGGUAUUAAGCUUAAAAGAUUAGUAUAAAUCUUCUAUUGUUAUAUUGUCAAUGGAAUCUUUCCAAAUCAUCAUUAUCAAUGAUCACAAUCGACACAAAGCCUUUGUCCUCUUACCAAUUUCCAUUUCUCCUCUUAUUAUGAUGGACUUUUUAAUAAAAAUUUAAAUACAAAAAACAUUUGCACUUAUAUUUACUAAUACAAAGAAUUAGAACUUUACAACAUAAAUAAUAACAGGUGAAACAAGUCAACAUAAUUAAAUACAAAGAAAAUUGUUAACAAACAAGAAUACAAUUAUUUCCAUCUUAAGAAGUUUUCAAUAAAUUACCUUCAAAAUAAAACUCUGGAAAUUAAUUAUGGUAAGAUGUUCAAAUUAGGUGAAAGAAUGAGCAACACAAAAAUCAAAUGAAUAGCAUAAGUUAAAGUGGGAAUGUAAUUGUAUGCUCAACAUUUCCAACCAGCUGCAACCCCCUAUU
Molecule: messenger RNA, 3135 nt
Organism: Gryllus bimaculatus (two-spotted cricket)
Lineage: Eukaryota; Metazoa; Arthropoda; Insecta; Orthoptera; Gryllidae
Source: the annotation of a GenBank genome assembly